AUGUCAGACAGUCCGCAGCCCCGUAAUGAAGGGACUCGACCUGGGCAAAUCUACUUAGGUGUGAGUCAAACCAAGACGCAGAGAGCGCCAUUGAGAAUAGCGUCCCACCAAACAACCAUCGCAGAGACGCAAUGCUACAGAACGCAACAAGCAUCAAUACGACUAUCGUCGGGCUUACACCAUCUCAAGGUCCCCCAUACAUCCCAGCAGACAUCACCACCCGCAUACCUUCAUCGACCAGAACCACAAGAGUGCGUCAAAUCAGGCGCAGCACACCCGCAGAUCCAUCACAAGACGCAAUACCGCAAGAAGCAAUAA
Molecule: messenger RNA, 318 nt
Organism: Parnassius apollo (apollo)
Lineage: Eukaryota; Metazoa; Arthropoda; Insecta; Lepidoptera; Papilionidae
Source: the annotation of a GenBank genome assembly